GUGAAGACGUGUUAUUAUUCGUUUUAAAACGUCAUUUUGUAAUAAUAUUUUUGCAAUUUGAAGAGAAAAAUAGUAAUAAUAGGCAAUGGAAAAAAUAGAAAAGUCAAAAGUGGACUCUGAAUACCUAAUACUAACUAUAAAAAGGCAUGAAUGUAUAUGGAAUAGAAACAGCGCAGAAUACCACAUGAAAGGUAUGAAAGAAGAAGCAUGGAACCAGAUAUGUGAGGAGUUGAUACCAGGUUGGCAGGAUUCGUCAGAGCUGGUGAAACAUUCUAAACAAUAUGAAUUAAAAAGGCGAUGGCACAACAUUCGCGACUACUACAAGAAGGACUUAGCACUCCAGCUCAGUGGCGCCAUCGGGCAGACGAAGAGGAAACGAUACGUCUUCUCCGCGAAUCUGGACUUUCUUAGGCCGCUUAUGGAUCAAUCUCUAAGCAUUGAAAAACAAGAACAGGAAGAGCCAGAAGAAGAAGUAUAUCUAGAAGAACAUCUAUACAUCUCAGAUGAAGAAACACCAUUAAAAAGAAAAGACGCUAGACAAAGCGAAACCGUAGAAGACAGUAAACAUUAUUCUAUAUCUAAAAGUGUAGAUCUUCUAGAAGAUGAUAGCGACUGGCUGUUUUUAAGAAGUUUAUUAGCAGAUAUGAAAGAUAUGAAUAGGGCACAGAAGUUGGAGUUUAAAAUGGGGAUUUUGAAGCUGUAUAAAAAUAUUUUGUGUGAUAAAGAUGGAUAUGGAGUUGAUAGUAAAGUAAAUAUUGAUUUUGUAUAAU
Molecule: messenger RNA, 770 nt
Organism: Leguminivora glycinivorella
Lineage: Eukaryota; Metazoa; Arthropoda; Insecta; Lepidoptera; Tortricidae
Exons: 4
Coding region: 86-769 (227 amino acids)
Biological process (GO): regulation of transcription by RNA polymerase II
Cellular component (GO): nucleus; transcription regulator complex
Molecular function (GO): DNA binding
Source: RefSeq, a predicted model, not a curated record